GUGAAGGGUUAUGUGAGCAGGGGCCACCAGGUCCUCCAGGAAUUCCAGGACAACAAGGCUUUACAGGGGAGCGAGGUCAAAAAGGUGAUCAAGGAGACACAUGCUUCAAUUGCAUAGGAACUGGAGUGACUGGGCCUCCUGGGGAAAGAGGACCACCAGGACCUCCAGGUAGUCCAGGUUCUCCUGGAUUUCCUGGACCAAAAGGUGAAAAGGGCCUUCCUGGAUUAACUGGCCUUGUAGGGCCACCAGGAUUUCCAGGGUCCCCAGGUGCUCCUGGGAAACCUGGUCCUAAAGGAGAACCAGGGGAUGUCCUGACUUCUCCAAGAAUGAAAGGUGACAAAGGAGACCCUGGCUUCCCAGGACCUCCAGGUCUUCCUGGCAUUGAUGGCACUCCUGGACGAGAUGGACUGCCAGGUCCACCUGGCCCUAAGGGGGAACCGGGCAGUGUUGCAUUCAAAGGAGAAAUGGGUAUCCCAGGUGAUCCAGGAAUACCAGGUCUUCCUGGAGACAAAGGCCUUCCUGGACCUCCUGGUUUUGGUCCACAAGGUUCACCUGGUGAAAAGGGCAUCCAAGGUGUAUCAGGCCGUCCAGGGCCUCCUGGAGUUCCUGGUCCAAAAGGUGACCCUGGCCAGACUAUUACAGAACCAGGACUUCCAGGCCCCCCUGGUCCUCCAGGAAGAAAUGGUGACCCAGGUCUUCCAGGAGAUCCUGGUCAGCCAGGUCAGCGUGGCUUACCAGGCAUCCCAGGUGCAAAGGGAGAGCCAGGUAUUCCUGGCAUUGGACUUCCAGGUCCACCAGGCCCAAAAGGUUUCCCAGGGACUCCAGGCCCCCCCGGAGCUCCAGGAACUCCAGGUCGCCCUGGUCUAGAUGGACCUCCUGGACCACCUGGUUUUCCAGGACAGAAGGGGGAUCGUGGAUUUGGAGUUCCAGGACCACCUGGACCCCCAGGACCACCAGGGACAAAAGGAGUUCAAGGACCUAAAGGUGAUCCUGGCUUCCCAGGCAACCCUGGUCUCCCAGGACGGGCAGGUUUUGAUGGAACUCCAGGGUCCAAAGGUGACCCUGGACCAAGUGGACCACCAGGACUCCCAGGCCCACCAGGCAUCCCUGGCAUUGGUGGUCAAGGUCCACCUGGAUCUCCAGGACCUCCAGGUCCUGUUGGCCCCCCAGGUUCCCCAGGGUUGCAGGGCAUUCCAGGGGAGAAAGGAGAUCCAGGUCCUCCAGGCUUCGACGUUCCUGGUCCUCCAGGUGAUCGAGGAUCUCCAGGAUAUCCAGGACCCCCUGGUCUCCCAGGGCCUCAGGGUUCACCUGGACCACCUGGCCGGGAUGGAAUACCUGGAUUUCCAGGUGCCAAAGGCGAGAUGGGUGUCAUGGGAGCUCCUGGUCCUCCAGGGCCUCCAGGAACUCCUGGAAGAAAUGGCCUGCCUGGCUUGAAAGGUAAUACUGGAUUACCUGGUCCACCAGGGUCUCCUGGACCAGUAGGUCAGAAAGGCAUCAAAGGCGAAGCAGGCCUCCCAGGUCCACCUGGAAAAGUUGAUCCAAAACAGCUAGGAGCAAAAGGAGAAAAAGGCGAGCCAGGUGUUCCAGGUAUUCCUGGUUUAUCAGGACAGAAAGGGUAUCAGGGUCUCCCAGGUGACCCUGGCCCACCAGGACCUAGUGGCCCACCAGGUGUGCCAGGAUUGCCAGGCAUCAAAGGAGACACGGGGCUUCCUGGGCAGCCAGGACCAACGGGACCUCCAGGGUUAAAAGGUGCCAUGGGAGAGAUGGGCCUUCCAGGUCCCCCAGGGAUUAAAGGCAGCCAAGGAAUAGCAGGACGUCCAGGACAGCCUGGGCCUGCAGGAUUUCCUGGAUUGAAAGGGGAGAAAGGUGACCCUGGUCUUUCAGGCAUUGGUAUUCCUGGUCUCCCUGGACCAAAGGGUGAUCCUGGUUUGCCUGGAUACCCAGGUAGUCCAGGCAGUAAAGGUAUAGCUGGAAAUCCUGGUUUGCCUGGCUUUCCAGGCAGUCCAGGUGCAAAAGGAGAACCAGGCCUUCCUGGAUUCCCAGGAACGCCAGGAAUUCCAGGACCAAAAGGUAUUGAGGGGCCUCCAGGUAAUCCUGGCCUGCCUGGACCACCUGGGCCAGUAGGUGACAUUGGUCGUCCUGGCCCUCCCGGUCCUUCAGGGGAGAAGGGACAGCCUGGUCGAGAUGGUAUCCCUGGACCAGCUGGUCAGAAGGGUGAACCAGGUCUACCAGGUUUUGGGCGUCCAGGACCUCCAGGACUGCCAGGAUUAUCAGGGCAAAAAGGAGAAGUGGGGUUACCUGGCCCACCAGGGCCCCCUGGACUUCCAGGUCUGAAGGGAGAACCAGGUUUCCAGGGAUUCCCCGGUCUACAGGGUCCACCAGGUCCACCAGGAAUACCAGGGCCACCUCUGGAAGGCCCUAAAGGUAGCCCUGGCCCACCAGGUGUUCCAGGAAGGCCAGGUCCCUCAGGUCUUCCAGGUCCACCAGGCCCAGAAGGUCCACGAGGGCCACCAGGCAAUGGAGGAGUUAAAGGGGAAAAAGGGAACCCGGGUCAACCUGGUCCACCUGGCCUGCCUGGUCUAAAGGGAGAUCAAGGACCACCUGGACGCCAGGGCGAUCCUGGUCGUCCAGGUCUGAAUGGAAUGAAGGGUGACCCCGGGGUUCCAGGCGUUCCAGGAUUCCCAGGUAUGAAGGGUCCUACUGGACCUGCAGGACCUGCUGGCCUCACAGGCAGCCAAGGACUGCCAGGCCCACCAGGUCCACCAGGUUUACCAGGUACCAUCGGACGAAGCAUUGUUGUCAAAGGUGACCCUGGUCCCCCAGGUCCUCCAGGACAGCCUGGGUCAAAAGGGCCACCUGGAUUGCCAGGGCCACAGGGAUUGCCAGGUCCAAUUGGUCUUCCUGGUGACCCAGGGCGAGAUGGACUACCUGGUUUUGAUGGUCCAGCAGGACGUAAAGGAGAGAGAGGUCUUCCAGGCCAACCAGGUUCACGAGGAAUACAGGGACCUCCUGGUCCUGAUGGCUUACAAGGCCCACCUGGUCCCCCUGGAACAGCUUCUGUUGCUCAUGGAUUCCUUAUAACUAGGCACAGCCAGACCAGGGAUACACCACUAUGUCCACAAGGAACAUCAAGAAUAUAUGAUGGAUUCUCUCUUCUGUAUGUGCAAGGAAAUGAGAGAGCACAUGGCCAGGAUUUGGGUACUGCUGGGAGCUGUCUUAGACGUUUCAGCACCAUGCCCUUCAUGUUCUGCAACAUCAACAAUGUUUGUAAUUUUGCAUCAAGGAAUGACUAUUCGUACUGGCUAUCGACUCCAGAGCCAAUGCCGAUGAGCAUGGAGCCACUGACUGGGCAAAGCAUCCAGCCUUUCAUUAGCCGAUGUGUUGUGUGUGAAGCUCCUGCUAUGGUGAUAGCUGUCCACAGUCAGACCAUUCAAAUUCCUUCGUGUCCUCCAGGCUGGGACUCCCUUUGGAUUGGUUAUUCUUUCAUGAUGCACACUAGUGCUGGAGCAGAGGGCUCUGGACAGGCCUUGGCAUCACCUGGAUCCUGUUUAGAAGAAUUCCGUUCAGCUCCGUUUAUUGAAUGCCAUGGUCGUGGCACGUGUAAUUACUAUGCCAAUUCAUAUAGUUUCUGGCUGGCAACUGUAGAGGUGUCAGAAAUGUUCAGUAAACCUCAGUCAGAGACACUGAAAGCUGGAGACUUGAGGACGCGUAUUAGUCGUUGUCAAGUUUGCAUGAAGAAGACGUAACGUCUUGGAGAAUGUUUUAUAAAACAGUUGAAAAUUCCUAAGAUGCACUGUCUUCCAGCUGCAACAAUGGUGCUACUGUGCAGAAAAAAAAAAAAAAAAAGAAAAAAUGAAUCCAAACUGGUUUAACCAUGCAAAUUCAAGUGUACCUCACUCAUGUGCCAGACUAAGGAUUGUUUGGUACGUAUUUGACGACAGGACUAAGAUGAAAGAAUUGACCUCUUGGAAACAGAAAAGAACACUUGAGGUUCACAAAGGAUCAGAAGAUGAAAUUUUUCAUUUCUCUCCCUGUACCAAAAUGGCACCUUUUUGAUCAACCAAGAGAAUAAAGAAAAACACGAUGCACUGAGUAUGUUUAAAGUAACAAGACUGCAGUUUUGAAAAACAUUUUUCAUGGUGCUACUAACCCUACUGUAUCCCAGGUUCUUAAUAUGAAAUUUUAAGCUUAUUUCUCUUUGUAAGUAAUGAAAUGUGUAUAUUGUGUAAACACCUUUUUAGUUGAAACUUUCAGUCAUUUAGAAACAAACCAGACUCUGAUAUAAAAAUGCUUGUGUCUAAAAUUAAAACAUACAGCAGUAUUUUCUUAUGAAACUUAUGGCACAAAGAGAAUUUACCCCUCUUAUGCCAACUUAUCAAUUUAAUAUUUCACUUCCUUCCUCAGUUGCCAACCUGAUACAUUUGGGGAAUGCACAACUAUUCUGAAGUCAUUUUGAUCAGGGUUUUAAAUGUUGUACACCAUGCCAUCAGGGGUUUUAUUUGUGCUUGGAAAUCCCAAUCACUUGAAAAGGUUUUUUUUUUAUCUUGUGAAAAUAUGUGAAAUUAUUAGCCAUAUUCUAUAUCCUUCUUUUCUGAAUAAAAGUCACAGUCACAUUUUAGUAACCAGUUUGGUUUAACAAAACCUGUUCCUUGAGAAUAUCCAGUUACCAAAGCAU
Molecule: messenger RNA, 4675 nt
Organism: Antrostomus carolinensis (chuck-will's-widow)
Lineage: Eukaryota; Metazoa; Chordata; Aves; Caprimulgiformes; Caprimulgidae
Gene: COL4A5
Product: collagen type IV alpha 5 chain
Exons: 34
Biological process (GO): extracellular matrix organization
Cellular component (GO): collagen trimer
Molecular function (GO): extracellular matrix structural constituent conferring tensile strength
Source: RefSeq, a predicted model, not a curated record